UAAAACGUGAUCACCUGGUUUCGGGGCGCUCGCGCCGACAGGUGAGCUGUGCACGUGGGCGAGCGUCAUGGCCGCUGCCGAGACCCUAAAGAAGGUCUUUCGGUUCAAACUUAAGUUACAAUCUGCAGAUGUGGACACGGUCCUGAAAACACUGAAGAAACUUCAGGAGUUGGAUGUAACCCUGGACAUUCUUGCAGAGACUGGGAUAGGGAAAACGGUGAAUUCUUUCCGGAAGCACAGCGAGGCAGGGGAACUAGCGAGAACAUUAGUUCAGAGGUGGAAAAAAUUGGUUCCCAAGGAAUCUCCCAGCCUUGCCCGGGAAAACCAUUCCUUAGGAACACAGAAGUUGGAAACGGAGAGUCGUAAGAAAGAGGGGGUCAAAAAACCGUGCUCUUUAGACAACAAUCGUGAAACCAGUGACUCGGAGACUGGAUAUAAAAAAUCUCAUCGUAGCCACAAGCGGAGCGCUUCCAAACAGGAAUAUAAAGAUGAUUCGGAUAAAUCUUGUUCAAACAAAUCAGAAUCCAGAAAGAAGAACUUGUCUAAAAAAUCCAACCAGUCCAUGGAAAUGGGUAAUAAGGCCCAGAGUGACAAAUGCAUGUCUGAACCGGAAAAUAAAGGGUCCAUAUCUCAACGGAACAAGCGUGGUGGAACAAAAACUCCACUGCGGUGCAGACAGCCUGAAAAGGGUAAGCAGGCAUCAGUUGAGACCAAGAAGAGUGAAAAAGAGAGGUGUGAAUCCAGACUGCCUUGCAGCGAAGGAAACGAGGCAAACGGAGACCAAGAGAAACGAAAGGCCACCAAAAAGCACAAGAAAAUCCCUGACAAGGAAGAUCAGAGCGAUGAAGAGCUUGACGCACCGAAAAUAUCUUUCGAGUCCUGCCUGAACUAUGAUCUGAAGGUGCCGAAGAGGAAAAAGAAACCCUGUGACGAUAAGAAAAUAAAGAAGCCCAGAAAUGAUCCUGAAAAAAGGACACCUUCUGUCAAGGUGGCUGAUGCUGUGAAUAAAUCCAUGUUGGACCAACCACCUAAGAAGGCUUCCAGUGGAUCAGUAAUGGACCUUCUUAAAAUCCCUUUGCCAACUGUUCUGCCGGAUUGUGAAGACCUGUCCAGUUAUUCAUAUUUUGACAAGAAAGCCGAAGUUGAAGCACCAGAGAUUUGUGAAGAUGCUCCAAUCUUCACUGGACAGAGGCUAAACAAGAAGAUGCAGGUUUACUCGGGUUCUAAGACCGCUUUCCUCCCGACCAUGAUGACGUUGUACCAACAGUGCAUUCGUACUCUCCAGAACAACAUUGACUUACUCCAUGAGAUCGGAGGAGUACCGUUUGAAAUUCUAGAGCCGGUACUGGAGCGUUGUACGCCUGAACAGCUGCUCCGUAUCGAAGACUGUAACCCGGCCUACAUUGGCCUGACCGAUCACCUGUGGGAGAGGCACUGCCAGAGAGACUUCCGCAAUGAGAAGCUGGAGGAGUAUGAGUCGUGGAGGGAGAUGUACCUCAGGCUGUUUGAGGAGCGGGAAAGGAAGUUGAGAAGGCUAACAAAAAGCAUUGUGUCUGCACAUUCUGGGAAGCCCAAAGGUCGACAGGUGAAGCUGGCGUACAUUAAUUCCGUGGCCAAGCCGCCCAGGAAUGUGCGAAUACAGCAGGAAAUCCACGGCACGGCGGGGCCCCUUCCCCUGCCUUACGCGUACGACAAGACCAGUGCCAAGGCUUCGGAGGGCAGAUCACGGGUUGGCUACGGUGAGCCUGCCAGGCCCUGCGGUGCCAACGCCAGCUCCUCCCAGGGCCAAGACCUCAGGAAAGUCAGACGAGUUGCACCCAUGAUGGCCAAAUCCCUGAAGGCCUUCAAGAAGCAGCUGGGUCGCAGAUGAACACAAAUGGGAAACGGACACUUGUAAAUGGUUAUUUGGAUGAAGAUGUUGCCAAUUUAUCGAACCUUCGGUGUCCCUCCCUUUCGUUAGAAGACCUCGGCCAUGUCAGUUUGAGCUCUUUAGAACUUUUCAGCUCUCAGAAUUCCCGUGAGUUGCUUGAGGUUCCUAAAAUGUUCUUUGUACUCAUGUUGCGAAAGUCGCGUCAGUCGGAAGAAGGUGCCCCGGGCGAAUUUGACAGUGAAGUAGUGCAGCACAAACCUUGGUUUCUGUUUUCCUGUUGUAAUCUAGUGUUCACUUGUAAUAAAAUAAUUU
Scleropages formosus (Asian bonytongue) is the source of this 2182-nucleotide messenger RNA. It is a transcript of the gene eloal, whose product is annotated as elongin A, like. Bases 68 to 1870 code for a protein of 600 amino acids. NCBI's taxonomy places the organism in Eukaryota, Metazoa, Chordata, Actinopteri, Osteoglossiformes, Osteoglossidae. The transcript is spliced from 11 exons. The record is from RefSeq and is a predicted model, not a curated record. Gene Ontology annotation, molecular function: protein binding. Gene Ontology annotation, biological process: transcription elongation by RNA polymerase II. Gene Ontology annotation, cellular component: nucleus; elongin complex.